Messenger RNA from Ilex paraguariensis (yerba mate), 4084 nucleotides. The record is from the annotation of a GenBank genome assembly. Lineage: Eukaryota; Viridiplantae; Streptophyta; Magnoliopsida; Aquifoliales; Aquifoliaceae.
AGGACCCACUGGUGUUUUAGUGUAACGCCCCUCCUCUCAUGGACAUGUUGCUUGAUAUAAUAGGAAAUUGUGACAUACCGAUUCAAUUACAUGCAAUUAGAGUUUUAGUAAUCUCGAUAGACUCAUUCGAUUUCCUAUAAGUAAUCAAUUCUGUAACUUUCAAAAGAAAUAAAAUACUCUGCGAUCACUUUUGUAACGCCCUAGAUCUCCCGGGCACAUUACUUGAUGACUCUAACCCUAAACUGUGGCAUCUCGAUUCGACUCAAGGGUAUAAGUGUGUGAAUACAUGCAUCUGUGUCAAAUGCCUUUCAAAGUUGUAAUAUAAGCAGCACACUGUUCUCAAUAGGUACCACUUUCAAAAUUAAAAACAUGUUGAACAUAGAGCAAAAAUUUCCUUUCAAAUUCCCACGCUAAAUAACCCUGCCUUUAGAAUAUUGUAAAAGAGAUAAACAACUUAGGGUGAGGGUCAACUAGCAUGGUAAAUUAAUUUAGUUUUGCAACUAACAAGGUUUGAAAAUAACAUAGCUUUCGGUGAUUGAGAUUUUAAAGUAACAUUUAAGCAUUUGUACAUAUAAACCAAAAUGAUAUUAGAAUCAAAAGCAGCGUUAGAAAUCAACACCCAUACCUUCAUGUACUAAUAUGAAUACCAUAGUGUGCCACACACCAGAGAAAAAAUCCUAAUGACCACAAGAUCACGAGGACAUUUCAAAUGCCUCAAUAUCAUGAAAUAAACCUUUUAGGGGACUCUAGAACACAUAGAAUAGGAUCGGAGGAGAGAGCGAGAACAAGAGCGCGAGCACAAAAGUGACAAAAUUCAAAAAUAUUAGAGAACAGGAAUGCUUUGAGAGCGUCUUUUUAUAUGCAUCAAGACAAAUAUUAACCCAUAAAAUUUAAUAAAAAUUAAAUAUAAAAAUUAAAUUUUAUGCACACCUAUGAAAAAAUUAUUUAAUUUAAUUUUUGAAUAUAUAUUGAUUAUAAGAUCCUGAAAUAGCAAUUAUAGGUUACAAAUAUCAUUCUAGUUUGAUAUGUAUCUGUAUGUAUGAGUCGAUACUUUUCAAAUAAAAAUUUAAAUAAUAAUGAGGAAGCAUAUAAGAGUGCGAAUUCAUGAGUUUUGUAAAAUAAGAGCACGAAUUCACGGAGAAUUCAAUGUCAAAGCGAGAAUUCACGCAGAGCGCCGGAGCAUUGGUUGUUUUGAUGGAUUAUGUGACUAAGCUCUCAUCCAAGGAAGAUACACUCCCUCCUUCAACCUGUACUCAAAGCUCGAAAGCCACUAGGCUGCCAAAAUUGAUGAACUCUGUGAAAUCCUCUACGAUUUAUAGGCCUUUGCCGCUCAACCCUGUGUGUACAAUACUUUUCACAAACAUAGAUCCAAGAAAUAUUUUCACAAAAAAGUUCAACAAAUAAAAAAAACAUUGCUUCGAAAAACACCAUCGGAUCUGAAAUCAUAAUCAAUAUUCAACCCAUUAAUAGUAAUUGAGAACAUUUAGAACAGCAUUGAUAAAAUAGCUGGAAUAGUGAAUAGAGUUGGGAAAUCCAUGUUCAAAGCAAAAUCGGAGUAACCUACAAAUUGCCUAACAUUUGUUAAAAAUCAAACAGUCAAACUUUUUAGAGGCAACUCAAUUAUAAGUAUCCUACGACUAGUAAACAUAGAAAUAUUUUUUUUUGGCCAAAAAAUUGCAUAGGUUGCGCAAAUUGGAUCUGGUAAGAGAAAAAAAUGUCAUUUUCAGACUUUCAGUGCGUAUAUCAAACGAAGUCGAAACUGGUCAAACAAAAUAUGAUUGGAAAGAUUUUGAAAUAAGGAAUUUGGAGGUCAAAACCACACCCCCAGACCAUGCCCCAUGCGUUGUCUGGGUGGCAGGUGCUGCACCCCCCUCCUUUCCUUUCCCAGCUUGACUACCUUUAAUUCUCUCUAGCUUUUCUAUCUCGUUUCUUAUCCAAAUCAGGUGAUUCAAAAACCAGAAUACUCCCUUGCAUCCCUCUUUCAAACUAUGUUCAUGGUUGGUAUAAUUCCACUCCAGAUUUCAAAGUAGUCAAGCUAAAAAAACGAAGUUCAAACAUGGUUUCUCCAAGGGCAGACUUGCACCAACUUUUGACCAACCAAACAACCAAAUUAGCCAAAUCUAACCUCAAAAAUGAAUUCUUUGACUCUAAAAACCUCGGACAUGGUCAUCCCUACAUCUUAAGAUUCAAGUUUUCAAAAACACACUAAAAUCAAGUUUAAACAAAUCGCUAGGGUUUCUUUUUUCCCCCUCUACAAGGCAUGGCUACCUUUGAAACUUUAAACAUGGAUUCUAUAGACUAAGAAGAAGCUUACUCUAGCUUGGACCUGAAAGUGAAGCUUUGUGCACAAAAAUCUCCAUUUCUCUCUCUCUCUCUCUCUCUAAGCUUCUCUCUCUUUGUUUUCACUCUCUAACACCAACUGAAACACCUCACAUGGCUGCCCCUUUUAUCUACUCUUCAGCCUCUUGCCAACACACUUCUUGCAUGGCUUGAAUCCAAGGGAGGAAGACACCUACUACUAGGUGUUGUCUUGUCUCCAUUGGAGGAGAUCCCUAAUUUCAAUUUUUUUUUUUAAACUUAAUAAAUUAAUUAUAAAAAUAAUGCUUCCCUAAGUCCAAGAAAUUCCUCCACCUUUUCGAUUUUACCCCUAACACACUUCUGCACAAUUUCCAUGUAAUUUUUUUUUAUCUAUUUGACCUUUAUUAUACAUUGCCAAGCUCGGUUGUUACAUUUAAUAUAUAGGUCAAGCUUUAUUUUUCGCAUUCUGCAAUAUCACAUCUGGAGAUGUAAUACCUGUGCAUAAAAUGUGUACUCAUGCUCUCAUUCACACACACACACACACACACACCCCAGUAUUAUAUUACAGUGGCCUUGCUUGAUGUGUCUUACUGUUUAGGUUUUGCAUGCCCGUGAAUUUUGCCAUCUGGUGUGUUCUCCAUUGCAAUAUCCUUUACUUAUUAUCCUUCUUUCCAAUCCAAAAGGGCACAAUAAGUGGGAUGCUGGGUAUUGUUCAGGUUGAAUUGCAGGUUGAUGCGGAUGGCAGUCUCUCCUUGAAACGCAGAUUAUCUGGUCACCAGAAACCUGUCUUCUUUGUUUCAUGGAGACCUGAUGACCAGCAGCUCCUCACUUGUGGGCUAGAGGAGGCUGUCAGACGCUGGGAUGUUUCAUCCGGGGAAUGCCUCUAUGUUUACGAAAAAGUUGGCGUUGGUAUGGUUUCUUGUGCAUGGUCUCCCGAUGGGCAAUUGAUAUUCUCUGGCACUACAGAUAAGAGCAUUAGCAUGUGGGAUUUGCGUGGGAAAGAGGUAGAAUGUUGGAAAGGGGAAUGGACUGUUAGGAUCUCGGAUUUGCAAGUAACAAACGAUGGGAAGCAGAUCAUUACAGUAUGUAGACAUAAUACACUAGUAUUACUUGACAGAGAAGCAAGGGCUGAGAAACUAAUUGAGGAGGAUGAAAUAGUAACUUCCUUUUCACUGUCCAGUGACAGUAAGUUCCUUCUUGUUAGCCUUCUGAACCAAGAAAUCCAUCUUUGGAACGUAGAGGGAGAUGUAAGGCUUGUUGCCAAGUACGAAGGCCACAAGCGUAGACGGUUUGUUGUUAGAACCUGUUUCGGUGGACUUGACCAAGGAUUCAUUGUCAGUGGCAGUGAGGACUCACAGGUGUAUAUAUGGCACAGAGGCUCAGGAAAGCUCAUAGAGACAUUGCAGGGGCAUACUGGAGCUGUCAACUGUGUUAGCUGGAAUCCAGCAAACCACCAGAUGAUAGCAUCAGCCAGUGAUGAUCGUACGAUUCGUAUAUGGGGCUUGAAUCAGGUAGACAUGAAGCACAUGGAGACAUACUGCAAUGGUGUUGCAAUGGAAGCAGUUGAAAGUUCAGUGGGAAAAUUAUUGAAAUCUUCUAUUACUGAUUCUGGCUUUUCUUCUAUUGCUUUUAUGUAAAUUCUUCUAUUUCAGUGUCAAGCAGACAUUCACGACAAACAAGAAUGUGAAAUGUGCAUAUUCACUAUGAAUAAAUUCUCUGUUUUAUUUGAUUUCUUUUUCUGGUAGUGACGAAAAUACUAUGAAGCUAAUCCAAAGUAGGUAUGCGG